UGUUAAGUGCUGCUUCGGUAACUUAACAGGAAGUUUCAGACUUCCUCCUUCUGUCAGUCUGUCCGUCUUGUUUUAGAUAUCCAGGCACCUCCUGCACCUCCUCUACCCUCUCCUCCAGGACACACAGACGGGUGAGUCUGCCACAAAAAGGCUGUGGCUGGGAUCAGUCAUCAUGGAGAAGGACCAGAGACCCCCCCAGGACUUACCCCCACCAUACACAGCCAACUACGGCGGUAUCAAUCCACCCCCCCAGCCAGGAUUCCUACCAGCCCCCAACCCAGGAGGUCCCGGGCCCUCCACGAACCAGCCACCGGCCCAGGGCAUGGGGGUGCCCGCUGCGACCCCGGCGGGGUCGCGGGUAGUUCUUGUACCGGGUGGCCUAUCCGAAUUUCCCAGCCAGACCCAGUGCCCAUUCUGCCAGCAACUGGUUGUCUCACACGUCGAGUACAAUUCCGGCCUGCUCACCUGGCUCAUCUGUGGCGCCUUGACGAUUGUGGGAUGCUGGCCCUGCUGUUUGAUCCCCUUCUGUGUGGACGGGUGCCAGGACGUGUACCACCGCUGCCCCAGCUGCAAUAACCUUCUGUAUGUGUACAAGCGCCUCUGAUCUGCCAUGAGAGGGAGAGGAAAGGACUAGGAACCGUUCUGAACCGGUCUUCUUCUAAUAGUCAUUUCUCCUGCUUCAUUUGAUCAUUUUUACUGUUGUGAUCUGAAAGCAUUCAUUUCAAUAGAGGGAUUCAGCAGAUUCCCGGGAUUGUAUGCAAUUAACAUGGCAAUGACUGCAAAAUGUCCUUUUACUGUAAAAUCCAUUUUUUUAAAAUCUUUUAUAGUAUCUUGUGAUGAAAAUGCAAAUGGCUCAGGGUUAGGAAAAACUUGUGUCGUGUGUAUUUGUAUUCAAUGCAAAUCAAGCACAUUGUUCAUAAUGUUGUAGAGAAUACAAGAAAUACAAGAAAUACAAUAUCUU
Messenger RNA from Conger conger (European conger), 961 nucleotides. Its product is annotated as lipopolysaccharide-induced tumor necrosis factor-alpha factor homolog. Lineage: Eukaryota; Metazoa; Chordata; Actinopteri; Anguilliformes; Congridae. The record is from RefSeq and is a predicted model, not a curated record. The coding region runs from base 173 to 604 and encodes 143 amino acids. The transcript has 5 exons. Gene Ontology annotation, molecular function: zinc ion binding.